Messenger RNA from Kogia breviceps (pygmy sperm whale), 5567 nucleotides. RefSeq names its product consortin, connexin sorting protein (gene CNST). The record is from RefSeq and is a predicted model, not a curated record. Gene Ontology annotation, molecular function: connexin binding. Gene Ontology annotation, biological process: positive regulation of Golgi to plasma membrane protein transport. Gene Ontology annotation, cellular component: transport vesicle; trans-Golgi network; plasma membrane. NCBI's taxonomy places the organism in Eukaryota, Metazoa, Chordata, Mammalia, Artiodactyla, Physeteridae.
AUCCUGGCGGUGUCUGAACUCGAACUCUAUGGUCGUCCGUCCUCUGCGCCUCCUCUCUAGCCAUCCGCGCUCUAUGCUCCGCGGUGGCGGUCCGCCGGCCAGCAGCUAGAGAGCCGGGAGGGGUGCGCAGAGGGAGGCGGGGAGGGAAGGCAAGAGGUGUCUCCUCUACGCGAGCGGCGGGAGACCCGAGCAAGCUCUGUGACAGCUGGUCGGCCGCCAUGUCAGCAAGCGGGGCUGGAAGCGGAUUCGGCGCCCGGCGGUAGCCCUCCUUUCGUCUCCGGUUCCCAGACAUUGAAGGACUUUAAUGAAACUUAAAUGGUUCAACAAAAGAUGCUCUAAUGGAUGACAGCGAAACUCCUACAUAUAAUCUGCAGAUAGAACCACAAGAUGGAUGUCAUCCUGGUGAUGGCAUGGAAAAUACUGUAACAUGCUUGCACUCUGCAUCAGAUGAAAAUGAAAAUCAACUUGAUGGGGAUGGGCAUGAGCUUCUGACCAGCAUUGACAGUGCAAUGGGCAAACCUGAAGUGUUUGAGCCAGACAGUCUCAACAAUAAUGAAAGCUGCACAUCAAGCUGUGAGGUGGCUGCAGGUGAGAACUUGGAAAACACUGCUUGUGAAGGCCCCAAAGAUGCACAGGCCUUCUUGAGAAAGGACCAAAAAAUACCUGGAAAAAGUUCAAGAAGCAAAAAAGGCACUGUUAAGAAGAUACCACAAGGACUUUCUUCAGGAGAUACCACACCCUUUAUGCAAGAAAAUAUAUUACAUGCAGCCAUACAUGCCGUUAGUGAUGAAGAGUCUGCAGAAGUAAAUGCUAAUGACCAACUAGAAGCCCCGAAGCUGGUUCUGCAAUCUCUGUUCUCACUUAUACGGGGUGAAGUUGAGCAGUUGGAUUCAAGAGCACUUCCCCUUUGCCUUCAUCAGAUAGCAGAAUCCUAUUUCCAGGAGGAGGACUAUGAGAAAGCAAUGAAAUUCAUUCAGCUCGAACGACUGUAUCAUGAGCAAUUGCUCGCAAAUCUUUCUGCCAUUCAAGAACAGUGGGAAACAAAAUGGAAAACUGUACAACCACAUACAGUUACAUCUUUGAGGAAUUCAGAAAAAGGAUUUAAUGGUGAGGAUUUUGAACGGCUUGCUAAAUUUUGUACAACACAUCAAGACCCUCUUUUAUCCAAACAUAAGAUAGCAGCUGUACAGAAGUCCCUGGGAAGGAAAUGCUUUACUCAGUUAAUAGUAUCUGAAGAUCCAAAGGAAAGAGGAGCUACAGCCAAAGAGCCGGAGAGUGAAACUUGUCUUGGCAUGGAAUCAGGAAAAGAAAGCCAACAUAAAAAAGAGACCCGGGAGAGCAGUCCCUGCUGUAAUCAGAUGGACAGGCAGGCAGAUCCCCUGAGCCUUCCGGUAACUGCAGGGAAGGGCCACACGGAGGAGCCGCUCUGCAGCGUUGAAGCCACACUGGAGCUCCACGCCCUGCCCUUGGAGUCGGCAGGGAGCAGGUUUGGGCUACUCUCUUCAGGGAAUGCUUGUGAGGAUGACAGCCGCUUGCAGCUGACUCAGUCAGAGGCCAGCCAAGAUGUGGCUGAAAUAGAGAGCAUUGCUAAGGACUCUAAGGUUUCCAGCGAGUCAGUGAUAGAGCCAUUGAUUUUACCAGGCUCCGACCAUAUACCUCCUGCGUUGAUUUCUGAGGAUAAAUACUCACAGACGCGAAGAAAGGAACUCCAGUUGCUACUUCAGGAUGCUUCUGAGGCGUUGCCCACAGACCAACUUGAGAACAAUGAAUUAAAUGAGCUGCAGCAACCUGAUCUUACAGACUGUGAUGGAAAAUCACCACAGGGGCAGACUGACUCAGAGGGCUCUGAGAGUGUACUUUGUGAGAAUAAUCGAGUAUCUAAUUUAAGUACAGUGCUUCCAGAGGUGUAUAUGGCCCCAGAGGAACAGGGAGAUAAACACGAACAUGUCAGUAAGGAAACAGAAGACUAUUUGAACAGCCUUUUAGAAGGAUGCUUAAAAGAUACUGAAGAUUCCCUUUCAUAUGAAGAUUACCAAGAGGAAGACCCUGAUCUCCUUCAAGAUCUUUCUCCUGAAGAAGAAUCCUAUAGUAUACAGGAGAAUCUGUCUUCUGAUGAAAGCUGUCUUUCUCUCGAUGAUCUUGCAAAAAGGAUAGAGAUUGCAGAGGUUGUUCAUGCUGAAGGGUUGGUCUCUAUAUUAAAGAAGAGGAAUGAUACUGUAGGAGAUCAUCCUGCCCAGAUGCAACAGAAACCAUCUAAGCGAAGAGUGAGAUUCCAAGAAAUAGAUGACAACUUAGAUCAAGAUGAAGUUGGAGGUGGUUCCUGUAUUUUACUGGUCUUGCUGUGCAUAGCGACGGUUUUCCUUAGUGUGGGAGGAACUGCAUUAUACUGCACUUUUGGUGACACAGAGUCACCUGUUUGUACAGACUUUGCAGACAACAUGGACUUCUAUUACACUAAGUUACUGCAGGGAAUGGCAGGACUUAAACACUGGAUCUACCUCUCCUAAUAGCAUUCAAGAGGGUCAGGCAUGCUGGCCAUGAGAAUUAAAGAGUGAAACUUUCUAAAUAGCUUUUAUUUCAAGAGUUCUGUAACAUGCGCCUCCCUUCCCCAGUGAGGAAGCACAAACAUCAGAAGCAGCAACUUUAACUGGCAAUACAGAGGAACUCAGAACAAUCCACAUGAUGAUACAGAUAUUGAUCUGAGCACUGUGGAUGGAAGGAGUGGUCUUUGGAGAGCAUGUCCACCUCCUCUUCGCUGCUUCCUAGUGUAAUGAGCUACAGAAUUAAACAGGGCAAUGUUGGAGCCAAACCAUUUUGGGCUACCUUGUCAGGCUAAUGGCUAAGGACACUUGUGGUUUAUAACCGUUUGUCCAAAGACAUUACUUCCAGCCAUCACGCAAUAAGUUUGUGUGUAAUGAAAAAGAGUUACCUUACAGUUUCAAUGUCUUUUUUUAGUUCACCUUGGGAGCUGUGUAAUUUAGGCUUUGUGCACUCUCCAGAUUUCCAUUUGUGAAAUGAUUAUGUUUGUGUGUGUGUGUAUGUGUAUUUCAGACAGUUACCAUAAGCAAAAACCCAACGUAGAAUAACAAAGAUUAUUCUUCCAACGUGACUAUAGAUGUGCAGCCACAAAACUUUCAAGACGGCUUAACUGUGGAACAGAUGAACGGUACAAGUCUUGGCCCUGAAUUAAGAAACUGUGACAGAUCUGUGACAGUGAACUUCAUUAACCAGCCAGAAAUUAAUCACAGGCCUAGAGGUAAAAUUAAAGAGGUCCCUCUGAGUGUCAGGCAACCAGUUUCAUCCUGGAUUCAGUGCUUCCUGAUAUAAUAAAUGCUGGAUUCAUCUCAAUUCAAUAAAUACUUAUUGAGCACCUAUUAUGCUCUGAGAAUCUAAGAACCCUUCUAUAAAGAUAAAUAAGGUAUUAGUUCCUGCUCUAGAUGUUUUAAUUCUGGCCUUAUGUAAAAUAAACUAAUACUUUGGCAAAUGAAAUUAAAUCAUCAUAUAUAAUUCAGUAUUAACAGAUCAUACAUUCAGAUGCUUGAAUGUGCAUUCAUAUCAUGGGCUUGAUUUAGACCUAAUGUGAGGUCAUUAGGCGAAAAUUCAAUCAUAUUUUAAGUAGGCAAAUGUCUGAUUUUUAUUUAAAUCUGUCAAUUUCCUUUUCUAAGGUACAGUGGUCUAACAAUUAGGAAGGCUUGCUUUGGCUUUUUAUAUCAUCAGCAGCAUUCUAAAAGAAACAAAACACAUGAACUAUAGUUUUCUGGCAAUGAUUAUUAUUUCAUGUUUUUCUGUUAGGAUCAUUUGAAAGAAAAAGAGAGAGUUUUCUUUUUAGUUGUUACUGGCUGGUACAGUACCUCCCUUUGUGUUUCUGCUUAUUUAUUUAGACUUAUGAUUUUUAAAGGGCUUUUUAUAGAAGUUGAAAUUGUGUCAUUUAGCAUGCAUCUGGUUAUCCCAAUGCUAGAUAUUGAAUUACUGUAUACUUAAUGUUUUGAUUUCCUAUAAUUUCAGCUCAGUGUGGUUUAAGGCUUGUUUAUUUUUAAAUUGAUGUUUUAUUUUUACUUAUAAUACUGUUUGACUUGUCUGUAUCAUGUCACCAUAAACUAUAAUAUUUUCAAGGAUUAUAGAUCAAAGAUAUUUAUUUAGAAGUGUACAAGAUACUGAAAUCUAGAUUCCUUAUACUUAAGGCUGAUUUAUUAGAAGAUUAUUUUAAUGUUCUAUUAUAAAUUUUAAGAAUUUGUAUUCAAAUUGUAUGUAAAUAUGUAAAAUGUUGAUGGUACUAUAUAUUAUGUGGUUCUGUAAAAGACAUUCACAAAGUCUACUGUGAGGGCCACCCCCAUCAGAGACAAACCUCUUCUGUUUUACCCUCAUGAUUUCUAGUUACAGAAAUUUGGUGAUGCUGAUUUCUGCCGGUUUUAUGUGAAGAUAAGUCAAAGUUUCCCUCCUGUUCACCUUUUUAGUACACUAUUGAAGUCCUAAAAAAAUCUAUAUGUCAUAUUUGCCUAUUGGCCACCAGGACCAUUACUUCCGAAACUGAAGGUUUCCUGGGAACCUUCACACUGAGGUGAAAGAACCGAGAUAAUACUUUGGUACUCUGCGGAGUCCAGUUGAGUCUCAGAAAAACCACGUGUGUCUUCACUACUUGCCAGGGAGGGUGAGGUGAGCUCAGGAGCAUAUUGAUAUCUUGAUUUAAGAUAGGCAUGAAAUCUCAACUAGAAAAAUUAGGGCAACUUUUAAAAAUGUAAUUGUCAUUUAUUGCAUGAAUUGGAGUAAUUCUAUCUGGUGAUGAGAGAAAUUGUUAUCUCUUGCAUAAAAAAAUCAUCAAGUUUUACUAUAAUGUAAUUUUUUCUGUCAUUUGAAAGCACUGACAACUAUUUGUAACUAAUCUUCCUUAAGAACUGUAUUUGAGGGUAACAGAUCAAGCUUGUAAUUUAAAAUCUAUACCAAAAUAAUGUCUCAGAGAGUUUAUUUGAACCCCUUGGGUACUGAGAAAAACUGCUUUAAAGUGAAAGUAAAAUAAUUUCAGAAGUUGGUCUGGCGCCAUGAGUAGAUUACUUUGGGUAGUCUAAUAGGUCCCUAAGUAAAUGCUCCUGUGCUUCUAAAACACCUCCCCAUCUGCCUGAAACAGCAACCGAAAUUCACUCUAAAAAUUCAUUCCUUUAGAUUUAAAAAUCAAAUCCCUCUGGGAGGUUUACUAUAUUGAGCUGUGAAUUUGUGUAUUAUGCUAAGAGGAUUUAAAAUUUGAAGGUAGACCUUAUUUUGAAAGGACAGAUGUGAAUUGGAUCUUGCUGGAAUGGCAGGGUGGAGAAAAGGGUAGGAAUUGAGAAAUAAGAGGGAAGAUGGGAAAAGAACAAAGAAAUCUUUUACCUAUUACCUGUUUUGCUGAAGCUGACUUUGUGACAUUUAAUCCCAAUCCAGAGAGAGACUGAAUAUUUGUGUUCCCACUAACGUGACCUGUAUAACUCUGUUCAUUUCUAUGGGCUCAGUUAAUAUUAACUCACCCUUGUAUACUUAAUUAUGAAGUGUAUAUAGUGUUUUCACAUUUAUUCAUUUGAUGCUUAGAUCAGUAAACA